AUCUCUCUUUUGUUUCAUCUUUUCUUUGCUUUCUCUUAUCUGGCGGCUCUAACCAGCUCUCGAGUUGUUCGUUUCUCUGGUUAAUGGAUACUGAACCCUCUUGGGAUCUUGGGGGGGUGGUAAAUUUUUUUUCUAAAUUGCAUGGCAACAUCAAAUGACCAAACCAAUAACAAAUCAUCAUAUUCUCACACUCUUCUUCUUCUCCUCGUAUUAUUAUCUUUUAUUCUCUUCAUUGGCCUUACAAUCCCAAUGACUCAUCAUCAAUCCACAUCUACGGUUGUUCCCUUCAAGAGGAUUCUUCUUAAAUCUUCGGCUCCAGCUUCAUUCACGAUGGAUUUGCGUCCAAAUGAUCGCCCACGACCCAGCCGCACUUCUAGAAAGAGAGAGUUUGGAAAUGAUGCUCAUGAAGUUCCUAGUGGUCCAAACCCUAUUUCCAACUAGGUGAGCUGGCAUAUUUGGUUUUACCCCUGAGUUUAAAAGAUAAGUUUUUAAGAUCGAUAUUAUGUUAUUAUAUUGGGAAAAGCCUCUGAUCGAUGGAGAUUAGAGAAGAACUUAAUUGUUAUGGAUUUAGUAUAUAUAUAUUGAAUGGAUUGGUUUGGUA
Messenger RNA from Raphanus sativus (radish), 601 nucleotides. RefSeq names its product CLAVATA3/ESR (CLE)-related protein 41. Lineage: Eukaryota; Viridiplantae; Streptophyta; Magnoliopsida; Brassicales; Brassicaceae. Gene Ontology annotation, biological process: xylem development. The coding region runs from base 142 to 441 and encodes 99 amino acids. The record is from RefSeq and is a predicted model, not a curated record. Gene Ontology annotation, cellular component: apoplast. Gene Ontology annotation, molecular function: receptor serine/threonine kinase binding. The transcript has a single exon.